UCUCUCUCUCUCUCUCUCUCUCUCUCUCAGGCUGCUCAGAACACACCAGGAACUUAACUUGGAGGGAUUUUGAUCUCGUGUUCCCUGGAGGAAUAGUCUCCAUCCACUGUCCUUCUGGUCAAGAAAAGCCUUUCAUUUCUGUUCUCCUAUGCAUGAGUGUUUCUCCUCGAUGGCCACUGCUGGAGGGACAGGUGACAUUUCCUUCACAGUGUAAAGGAAACUUGCCAGGAUAUCACAUGCAACAGAGUGCAAGCCACUCUUCACCCACAGGCAGUGCCUUUAAGGUAACCAUCAAGUGUUCCUUAGCCAGCGCCCGGCACACAAAGGGUGGCUAAUAAAUGUUAGUCAUUAUUUUACCUCUAUUCAGAAGAAUGGGGCUUGUUCCCUUCCUGUCGACCUUGGCAGUGAGGAGCCUCUUUCCCCUCGAUUAUCCAAAUGUGGUUAGACCAAAGGACUGAUGUGCAGAGUGUCUGUUCAGCUUCUGUUCCUCAGCGGGGGUUCUGGGCAAACUCCAGGCAGGCAGGGAUCACUUGGAGUUUUCUCCGGAGUGUCUGAAGUGCUCAGGUUGGGUAAACUGUCACUGCAUACCACCUGCGCUUGGAGGAAGGUGAUCCGAGCUCCCUGGCUUCCAAGGUUACUGAAACACCACCUGCUGAUGAAACUUAGCUCCUAGAGAGGUCCUUCACAGCUGCCAAUCCAGCGGCCAAGUACAAAGGUCCUGAGCUGAGCCCUCUUCUCCAGGGGUGGGAAGGGCGCUUCCUGACGUUUCUAAUUCUGAGCCUUACAACUUGCACGGGACCUGUCCUGUUACACAUUAACAGUCUGCGGGGUCAGAAGUGGUUCGGUGUCAGCUCUGCAGAGCUUACUUACCACGUCCUUGUACCUUUUCUCUCAUCUCUGCACCAGGCUGGUGGUAACCAAAUGUAAUGAUUAAGAGGCCAGGCUUAGGAACCAGGCCAGAUCUUGGAUUAGAGUUUUUUGUUUGUUUGUUUUAUUUUUUUCUAUCUAAAAAAUGACUAUUUUUAAUUUUGUAGGGCUGGGACUUGAACCCAGAGCAAGCUAGGCAAGCAUGCUUUCUCUGUUCUACCUCCCAACCCUUAAGAAAAUUGCUUUUUGAGAUCUGUGUAACCCAGACCGGCCUAGGAUUGCAAUUCAUCUAUCUCGGUUUCCUGAGUGACUGGGAUCACAGGUGUGUGUCACUGGGCCUAUUUUAUAAAUUUAAAUUCUGACUUGGCCAUUUUCUAGCCUUGUAUCUUGAACCCAUAGUUUCUCCUUUUCUGAACCACAUGUCCUUAUCAUUAGAGUAGAUAGAUUAAUAUCCACAUUGCAAAAUGAUUGCAAGCAUUAGCCAUGAUACUCAUGAUACUUUCUCAUACUAUGAGAAGGUUCACAUAACGAAAGCAGAGCUUCAGCUACGGCUAGACGCUGGGUUCCACCAAAUUCCUGUUUUGACUGUACUUUCAUUUUAUUUCCUUAUGCGUGGGCCUUGGCCUCAGACAGUCUCUCCCUUGGUGGAGUACAGUGACCACGGUUUCUUUCCGGUUUCAAGUCAGGAAAGAGAGGAUAUAUCUCUUUUAAGAGUCCCAAUCAAAGCCAGAACUCUGGAGGCAGAGGCAGGUGGAUCUCUGUGAGUUCUAGGCCAGCCUCAUCUACAAAGACCAUUACACAGGGAAACUCUGUCUCAGGGAGGGGUUGGGGGAGUCUAAAUCCCAAUCAAGUAUCUUGGAGUCUCACUGUCCCAGAAUGCAUCGUGUCUUGACCAUGACAAGUGGUGCCCAAGCCAAACACUUAGCUUUGCAUCUAGGAGUAAAGUUGGCCUUUAAGAAGGAAAUGAGAUCAUGAUAUUCAAGGAAAGGGGAUGAAUGUUGCAAGGAUGGAGUAAGAAAAGGCAAUUUUCUCUUAGAGGGCAUAAAAAAGAAAGUGAAUUGGGGCUUUACACUAAUCCUAGAAUCCCAGAAUGAAGGAACUCGUCUUGAGUCUUGAAAGAAAUAGAAUGAGGCUCUUUGAAGACAGUGCCACUUGAAACAGUCGCUGGGAGCUUAUGCAAGAAUUACUUCAAGGACUGAAUGAAAAUAAGGACUUAACAAAAUGAAUGAAAAAGCCAUGACAAGAAGCCAGAAUCUGGAAGGGUGGCUAUAUGUGGUGGGUGGUUGUGGGUGACUCUGGGUGGUGAGUGGCUGAGGGUGACUGAUGGCUAUGGGUGGGGGGUGGGUGGCAUCUCGUACUCUGUAAGAUCAUUGGUGGAGACCAGUUACUCCCAACAGCAGAUGCAGAGCUCAAGACUGAGCUGCUCUUUCCAGAGGUGUCUACCCUCGAAAGUAGAUGAGGACAGAUAGGCCAGAGUCCUCAGGUCCCGAGAAGCCCCCUUCCCAUCUUUUAGAGUAGCUGCCCCUGGACACAGGCCUUUCCUGUGGGUCUUUCAGCAGAGCAGUGGUCUCAAAACACAGUUGCCCAGCAGAACCAUCUGUAUUUAAUUAAACACAGUGCUUCUAGGAGCCUCCACCUGAAGUAGAUUCAUUAAGCUCUGGGUAGAGCCCAGAGGACAGGUUACUGAACAACUUUCUGUCUGUCAGGCCCAGCCACAGGUGGGAUCCUGUCCCUCUGUCUAUAGCUGUACCUACCAUUGGCACCUCUGUUUUCUAGGACAGGGACUUGGGCAGCUCAAGUCUCCGGUGUGCGACCUGGUGCCUGGUAAGGGGCAGGUACCCACUAACCGUUUGUUGAAGGAAUUCGGGGAGACAGACAGGCAGCAGCAAGCUGACUUUUCCCAUGGCGGGGAUAGGGAGCUUUUCAGGGAAAGAGAAACUAAUGCUCAUGGAAAGAGCAUCUGUGGUGGAGAAGAGUUCGUGAUAACAGAAGAAACAAUGACUCUGGGGUAAAGGCUCCUGACAUAUCCAUUCCACGUACCGUUUUUAAAGGGACUUCUUGGGCUGGGGCUCAGUUGGCAGAGUGUUUGCUUAGCAUGCGUCAAGGCCUGUGUUUGGUCCCCAACAACACAUAAACAUGGUGGUGCAGUUCUGUAAUCCCAGCAUUUGGGAGCUAAAGGCAGGAAGAUUAAGAGUUCAAGGUCACCCUCCAUGACAUAGCAAAUUGAGGCUAGACUGGGACACAUGCAACCCUGUUUCAGAAACAAACCGUCCUCCUCGGUUACUUUAAUACAACAGUGACACCAGUCAUGUCACUGUUCUGGUCAUUGUUUGACUCACUAAUGUCAUUAUGAGAGCUAGACACCGGGUUUACUCUUUUGAUUCUCACGGGGAUGGGAGCUAUCCAUAUCCUGGGCCUAUUUCACAGAUGCUGGAAGGGAGGUAAAGGGAGCACACGGGGAGCAAAUGGCAAGGCUGUGAAGGCACACUCCCGUGCCUGCCCCACACCCUGUGUGGUAGCACAGUUCUGGAGAGAGUGUCACACUCAGCGCCCAUGUCUGUCUUAAACACAUACCAGCAUCCAGAAGCAGAAGUCAACAGCGGAGGGAGUCGGGGGACGAGAAAAGGCCCUUCCAUAAAGAGACCAUUGUACACCUCUCCAAACAAGCUGUUUUCCUUCUCCUUUCUGCUCCCCUGCUGCGUUCUGAAGGUCACUGACUGCGUCUGCACAAGCCAGGGAAGUCACGAAAGGCGUGCUUGGCAAGGGGAAGCAGCAUUGGGAAAGGAUCUGGGAGGUGGGGACAAGAAGAAGAAGUGGAGGAGGAGGGGGAAGCAGGAGGAAGAGGAACAGGAGAAGGAAGAGGAGGAGGAGGAGGAAGGAAGAAAAGGAGAAGGAGGAGGAAAAACAUGACGAGGAAGAGGAGGAGGAGGAGGCGGCAGCAAUUUUACCACAAGGGACAGCCAGGCUGGAUUUUCUUGUCUCAGCCAGCCCAAUGACCUUCUUCCCUUUUGCUGACCACUCCCCGGGGCUGGCCUCCCUGCUGCUCACAAACAGCCAGCCAGACAGCUCUGGGGAGGCAGCCCACAGGCUCUUCCUCAGGCCCCUAACUGGGUGCUGCUCCCCACUUCGCCAGAGGGAAAGCGCUCUUGGAGAGCUUGACAGGCGCAGAACCUCAGCCAUGCUGGCCUUGCUGUUCUGUGGCUUGCUCCUGGCGGCCCGUGGCUCUGUCACCUGGACCUUGCCGGAUCCUGAGGAGUCCAGCUUCGGCUUAGCAGAGAUCAAGCCAGACCUGGCUGAGAAGAUAAGCGACACCCAUGCCAAAGUGCAGGAGAUCUGGUUGGAGCUUGGACGACGGCGGGAGGUGGAUGCCACAGAGAUGUACGCAGUCUGCCAGGUGCAGCCGUCAGCCUCGCUGGCGACCGAUCAGCCGCGGGUCACCGGCCUGGUCCUCUUCCGGCAGCUGUCGCCCGGCGCCAGGCUCGAGGCCUUCUUCGAUCUGGAGGGCUUCCCCACCGAGCCGAACGUCUCCAGCCGCGCCAUCCACGUGCAUCAGUUCGGGGACCUGAGCCAGGGCUGCGAGUCCACCGGGCCGCACUACAACCCGAUGGCCGUGCAGCACCCGCAGCACCCGGGCGACUUCGGCAACUUCGUGGUGCGCGACGGCCGCCUCUGGAAGUACCGCACCGGCCUGGCCGCGUCGCUGGCCGGCCCGCACUCGAUCUUGGGCCGCGCGGUGGUGGUCCACGCCGGCGAGGAUGACCUGGGCCGUGGCGGCAACCAGGCCAGCGUGGAGAACGGCAAUGCCGGUCGCCGGCUCGCCUGCUGCGUGGUGGGCGCCAGUACUCCCGCGGCCUGGGCUCGCCAGACACAGGAGCACGCCGAGCGCAAGAAGCGGCGGCGGGAGAGCGAGUGCAAGGCCGCUUAAGAGUCACCCCCGGCCGCCCAGCCCAGCCGUGCGGCGCAUAGAUGCCUCCGCGCACUUCAGUCGCCUCCGUGCAUCCCAGACAGAUGCCUUCCAGACAUCUCAGGCGCCUCUGAGAGUCUCACAUGCUUCCACGCACCCCAGACACCUCUGUAUGGCCCCAGAUGCCUUCAUGAACCACCCCCCAGUCACCUCUGCGCUCCCCAGGUGCCCGCCCCACCCCACCCCACCCCCGCGGCCCAGACACCUAACCCAGGAAUCCUUUCAUGCCCUAGACACUUCCACAGACCCGGAACUCCUUUGUGCUCCCAGAUACCUCCAUAUGACGGAGGUUCCCCUCCAUGCUGGACACUCCACCUUAAGGGCCCUAUGUGUCCAGACAAUCAUAGAUGCUCCUAGAAUGCCCUUUGAAACAGUCUUUGAUUCUGUUUGCUCCCAGAGAACCCCCCUCCCACCACCUCCGAGAUCGCACGAGCUCUCUUUCCGCUCUGGGGACCUCCCAUUCAGCACCUCUGAGAACACUCCCCCCAGGUGCACCGAAAUACCCCCACCCCCACCCCACUUCCUCUCGUCCGUCUUUUCUUUCCUAUCCCCUAGCACAAGAGACUCCUCUCUUCCCUAGGGACCUCUUCUUUCCUCCUUUUGUUCCUCCUAGGUGCUCUGAGACCACCCUGCUUCACACACACCUAGGGUUCCACGUCUCAGCUCACCUCCUGGGGUGCCCCUGGUUCUGUUUUCAGCUAGUCCCCAUAUGGUGCCUGCACCCCAUGGAGAGCAGCUCCUUUGAGGGUAUUUGGCAACCUGUGUGUUGCACAUUAAAGCACAGCAAUUCAGUCCUGCA
Molecule: messenger RNA, 5630 nt
Organism: Peromyscus californicus insignis
Lineage: Eukaryota; Metazoa; Chordata; Mammalia; Rodentia; Cricetidae
Gene: Sod3
Product: superoxide dismutase 3
Exons: 2
Coding region: 3860-4792 (310 amino acids)
Biological process (GO): removal of superoxide radicals
Molecular function (GO): superoxide dismutase activity; copper ion binding
Source: RefSeq, a predicted model, not a curated record